AUGGACGAAAGUGUCCGCAAGAGUUGGCAACUAGAACCUGAUCAAGUGGAGCUCACAAAUCCGUUGUGGCAAAUUGGAAUGGAGAAGCUGACAGAGACGAUCGCUACUCGUAUGGGUUACAAGGGUGUUUCAUUGCACUGCCCACCAAGUACUCACGAAGGCGGCGAUUUGAUAGUUUAUCGAAACGGACAAGUAGAGCACCGUCACGAUUUCGGUAAAGCUGACGCUACUGCGGCCUAUUUUCCACAUUACGCCGUGCACUAUUCGGAUGCUGAACACGCUCUGGAGCAAGUGACGAAGGGGUAUCGCCUUGCUUUGGUAUACUCAAUUUGUCUACCGGAAUCGAAGUACCACCUCAAACGGGACCAAAACAUGACCAUGAGUGAUGAGCUCGCCAAUGUGAUCAAUGGAAUGGGUCCGGAAGACGACUCGUUCGCGUUAGGCGAGCACCCUCGUUCCGUAUGA
This is a messenger RNA of Phytophthora infestans T30-4, 465 nucleotides long. RefSeq lists its product as uncharacterized. The record is from RefSeq and is a predicted model, not a curated record. The coding region runs from base 1 to 465 and encodes 154 amino acids. The transcript has 3 exons. Lineage: Eukaryota; Oomycota; Peronosporomycetes; Peronosporales; Peronosporaceae.